CUUAGGCGGUCGGGGUUUUGCCGCCAGACACCGCCAUCACUGAUAAUCACCGAUAAUCCGAUGCAGAUUUGGACAUGAUGCCACUCGCGCAUUCAACUGUUCAUCCAAUUAUUGCUUCUUAUUUCUUUUUGCGCAAUCUGCAAAUUGCAUUUAAGACGAGAUGUCCCGUGCUUCUAAAUUGACACUGGCCGCGACUGGUCUCGGUACGGCGGGGAUCAUCUACUUUGUGCACUGGGCCCAAGAACAAGAGAAAAUUGGAAUGCACAAAGCGGUCGAGCUAGACAUGGAGAAACAGCGUAUCCGCAGGGAACGACAGGCGGAGUUCGAGAUGCAAAGGGCGCUCGAAGAAGAGUACCGGAAGCUACAGAAGGUCUCGCCCAGCGUUGACGAACAAAGCGGAGGGAAGUCGAAUCAAGGACAAACAUCAUGAUACACGACCGCGCGGCUCUUUACGAUGUUUAGACUUUGCCUGGUAUAGUUGUCCGCUUGGCAUCUAAUGGCUGUAUGCUUGUAGAAUAUACCCAAAAUGUACAUUAGAGAUCAAUAUUCAU
Molecule: messenger RNA, 551 nt
Organism: Aspergillus welwitschiae
Lineage: Eukaryota; Fungi; Ascomycota; Eurotiomycetes; Eurotiales; Aspergillaceae
Product: protein PET117
Exons: 3
Coding region: 161-430 (89 amino acids)
Biological process (GO): mitochondrial respiratory chain complex IV assembly
Cellular component (GO): mitochondrion
Source: RefSeq, a predicted model, not a curated record